AUGGAUCUGUCCGACCUUUCCUUCCCCGUCUCCUCGGCCGACGACCUCUACGAUGACCCCUGCUUCAGCACCAGCGACAUGAACUUUUUCGACGACCUGGACUCCCGGCUACUGCACGCCGGCCUUCUGAAACCAGAGGCCCAUCUUCUUCACCACCACCACCACCACCACCACCACGUCCCCGUCGCCGAGGAGGAAGAAGAGGAGGACGAGGAGGACGAGGAGGAAGAGGAGGAGGACGAGCACGUGAGGGCCCCGGGGGGCCUCCACCAGACGGGGCGCUGCCUGCUUUGGGCGUGCAAGGCCUGCAAGAGGAAAACGUCCCACGAGGACCGGAGGAAAGCGGCCACCAUGCGCGAGAGGCGGCGGCUCGGAAAGGUCAACGACGCCUUCGAGACGCUGCGGCGCUGCACGGCCGCCAACCCCAACCAGCGGCUCCCCAAAGUGGACAUCCUGCGCAACGCCAUCAGCUACAUCGAGUCCCUGCAGACGCUGCUGCGGGGCGGCCGGGGGGGCGGCGGCUUCUACCCGCCGCCGGAGCACCGCGGCGGCGUGGACUCGGGCGCCGGCAGCCCCGGAUCCAACUGCUCCGACGGCCCGAUGGAGUUCAUCUCUCCGUGUUCGACCAGUGACGGUUCGUACUGCAGCCACACAGACGAUUCCAGCAGCAGAAAGCCGGCGCUGGUUUCCAGUCUGGACUGCUUGUCCAGCAUCGUGGAGCGGAUCAGCAAAGAUCCAGCUGUGGCCCCCCCAGGGGACAGCGUGGUCCCCCGGGGCCCCGGAUCGCCUCAGAGCAGCCCUGCGGGGUCCAGAUCCUCCAGAUGCUGA
This is a messenger RNA of Cyclopterus lumpus (lumpfish), 828 nucleotides long. RefSeq names its product myoblast determination protein 1 homolog 2-like. Bases 1 to 828 code for a protein of 275 amino acids. NCBI's taxonomy places the organism in Eukaryota, Metazoa, Chordata, Actinopteri, Perciformes, Cyclopteridae. The transcript is spliced from 3 exons. The record is from RefSeq and is a predicted model, not a curated record. Gene Ontology annotation, molecular function: protein dimerization activity; RNA polymerase II cis-regulatory region sequence-specific DNA binding; DNA-binding transcription factor activity, RNA polymerase II-specific. Gene Ontology annotation, biological process: muscle organ development; regulation of transcription by RNA polymerase II; positive regulation of myoblast differentiation.